AUGGGAGGGAAGAGCUCCCGGGAGGAUUCUGGCAGGAGGUCCUCCGGGUCCAACUUUUUCCCAUCUUACAGCAGUGUUGGCGGUAGGGGAUAUCCACAGGAUCGUCCAUCAUGGCCUGCUCCUCCAUAUGAACCCGCUGAACGGUCAUCUCAGGCUCAGCAUGAGGGUUAUGGAGUGCCAUACUCCGCGCCUACAACAAGCUACCCAGUUCAUCAACCUCAGCCUAGACGCAGGCUGGAUAGGAAGUAUUCGAGGAUUGCUGAUGACUACAACUCCCUGGAAGAGGUACGUACCAUGAGGGAGACGAAGGGUAUGUGAAGGAAAUUUACCUAAUGUUGAAAUAUUAUGUGCUCAAUUUCUGUGGGCAUAAUAGAAGUUUUCUCUACGAGAAAAAUUUCCGUUGAAAAAAAUUUAUAUGGGAUUUUAUGUGAGAUCGAGAUGAAAAUUCCUUUGGCAACAGAUUAUGUCGAGGCUCUCUCAUUUACUUGUGUGAUCUAAGAAAUCGGCAAAUUGAGCUCUUAUACUUGAAGCUGAGGAUAUCCGAUUGAAACUAACUAAUAGGAUUUAUAAUGAAGGAUUUGUUUUAUUUAUGAACCAUUAUCUUAUUCCUUGAAACCUUCCUGGUAACCAUGAUACAAAGUCUCAGACAUCUACCGUCAUCAUCUGUUUCCCCUUGUGUAUCAAUCGGUUCAGCAGUAGAAGUUGGACAUUUAACUUCUCGCAGGAAUCAUCUUUCUCUUUGUACAAUAUUUAUGAGUUGAAAGGAUCAAUAGUGCUGCAUAGGAAAUGAAUGGCCUCCUUCUAGUCCCAUGUGGAUGAUAUCCAGAAAAACGGAAUCGUUCUGUUAUUUAAAAUGUUUCCUUCAAGGUUGUGUUACCACUCAUCCCUUCCAAGUGUCUAAAAGCAGUCGCCCCAAAGUUCUCUCAAGUUUGUAUGGUUCUUCAAAAGUCGGUAUCCCUCUUCAAAGGUGUGGGGCCCCUUUUAAAAAGUCAGUGUUUUCCUAGUUUGUAAUUAGUGGGCCCCCCUGCUCUCCCUCUCACCUCUGGCGUCAAAUCAGUCUCUGCUCUGCAGGUAUUCUAAUCAGUUUGCUUGUGAAGUCUAUUUAACCCUGGUAUAUAGACUUCGCCAAUUAGUCUGAUUUUCUUUAAGGCUCAGAGUGUCAAAAGAACUAUACAUCUGACAUAUGCUGGAGCUAGCCUGAGAUACAUGAAAGCUGAUAGCUGUGAAUUUCUGAUGAAGUAGUUUCAUGUCCUAUUCUGUCAUUCUUGAUGCUACUACCAUAAGAAAUGAAUGAGCGUUAUGAAUAAAAUCUGUUUCUAAAAAAGUGAAACAACCACGUAGAUAUCAUUUAAAGUCUAUUCGUAGAACUGUUGUGUGGAUGAUAAUCAUAAAGGUUCGAUAUUGAUUUAUGGACAGGAAUAUUCUUUUAUUUGCUAUUUUUGUUUGCCAUUUCUUCAUGAAUAUAAUUUAAUUUAAACUGGUUGGGAUCUUGAUGUACUGCGAGUACAUGGAUGUUUCUUUUCCUCUAAGAAAAGCGAAUAGCCCUUAUCCAUAGCUCUUGAGACAUGAGGAGCUGGGCUUGUGUUCGGGUGGUCACUGCUGCAUCUGUACUCUACCGUAUUUUGAUGAUUGUUUGUUGAUCUCAUCUCUUGGUGAACUGUGUUGGCCUUUUUGGCUCUUGAAAAUGUUGGCUUCUAUUUUCGUUUAUAGGUGACCGAGGCGCUGGCGAGGGCUGGGCUUGAGUCUUCAAAUCUCAUUGUCGGUGUGGACUUUACAAAGAGCAACGAGUGGACGGGUGGGUUUGUACUCUCAAAUUAUGUGGUUAUUAUGUGAUGGAUUCUUGCAUAAAGAAAUAUGCGCUGAUUUUAUUCUGUCUGCAGGUAAGAUUUCGUUCAACCGUCAAAGCUUACAUCGCAUUGGAGACGUUCAGAAUCCAUAUGAGCAUGCAAUAUCAAUCAUCGGACGAACCUUGUCCGCUUUUGAUGAGGAUAAUUACAUUCCAUGCUUUGGGUUUGGUGAUGGUAGGAAUCUCUGAUCCCUCACAUCUUUCCUUCAUGAUCAUCAAAUUUGGAAACGGCUAUUUACUUCCUUAUUUUGCCCUUUUGGCAGCAUCAACGCAUGAUCAGGACGUUUUUAGCUUCUACCCGGAUGACAGGCCUUGUAAUGGCUUUGAGGAGGCUCUGUCGCGGUACAGGGAGAUAGCACCCCAGUUGCGGUUGGCUGGUAGUUACAUAUAUCUCUUGAUUAUGUCGAGCACAUGGGAUUGUAGUUUUUUUAUUAAAUUCAUCUUUUUCAAUUUCAGGGCCAACAUCGUUUGCUCCAAUAAUUGAGAUGGCUAUGACAAUUGUGGAACAGAGUGGUGGGCAGUAUCAUGUUUUGUUGAUAAUCGCUGAUGGACAGGUACUUCAUCUCAUCUGCGACAAUUUCUGUUAUGGUUCUAUUCUAAUUUAUAACACACUGGAGGUUUUUGAGGAAUUAGGUUGGGCAUGGGUGGUGGUAAGUUGACAGCCAUCUCGGGAAUGCCAUCUACAAGGGUGAAAAGAGUGAAACAUCUGAUCCUCAUACAAGGUUCAUCUAAUGAUAUAGAAUCCAUCUAAUGAUAUAGAAUGAGAAUAGUGAAUAGUGUGAAUGAAUAAUAUCGCCCAAUGUUGGUCUAGUUCUGACGCAAUCAAUGGGGAAUGAGCAGAAUAGCUUAUCUUAUCAAACUAUAGGAUUUUAGCUCACUUGUCUAAUGUGGGAUUACUUCCACACUCCCCCCAUGUGUAACCCUAAUCAUUUGUGCUUUGUCACAUGAUGAAUAGAAAUAUGGUGUGCAGAAACGUAAAACUCUGAUAUCAUGUAAAAUUAUUGGGGCGUUCACUUCAAAACCUGUUGGCAACUAAGGGGUUUCACUUUCUCAACAUCAGUACAUUAGAUGUUUGAAGGAGGGGGAGCCAUUAGAAAGAUGGUGCAGGGAUAUUGUGCUGUGUCUUUUUAACUUUUCUCAAUAAACUCUUUGGAGUUUUCUUAACACGUACAUCAGUCAAUCCUCCUUUAUGUGCUUCAAUGAACUUCAAUAUGAGUUGCAUCUUAUUCUCUUUUCCUUUGAUUUUGAAUUUUUUUGUCACAUCUCGAAGUCAAUUAGACCUCUUGAUUGUCUGAUCCUUCCAGCAAGACAAUGACUCAUCUGGUCGGCAAGCUUCAGGCUUACUCUGAUAGAGAGAGAGAGAGAGAGAGAGAGAGAGGGCACAAUGUUGUGAUGCGAAUGUGUUCAAUUAUAACGUUCGUUACCUGUUAGCUUUCCUCUGUACUUUUAUUUUUCUUACCUUUCGCAUUGAUGUUCGCAGGUUACAAGAAGUGUAGAUACUCUGGCUGGUCAACUAAGUCUCCAGGAGCAGAACACCGUAGAGGCUAUUGUAAAAGCCAGGUAUGAUGAAUCAGGUUCUCUCUCUUGGUGGUAUAGUGGUUAACUAUGGAAAGGGGCAGGUGUGGGGGUUUGGAGAAUCAGGGAGUCUGGUUGAUGAAGAAUGGAGAGUGUGAGCAACGGAGGUAGAAGCAGCUUGGAUCAGGCAUGUUAGCUGGUUCGAGGAGAAAAACAAUCCAAAAUCAACCCAAAACGAAAGGACAAUUUGAAAACAUAUAAACACCCAAUACGAAAGAACGCAAUUGCAAUCGUAUUGUGAAUGAGGACAACUAGCAAGAUAGGGUUCUUCCCUUUGGACUGGGGACAUUGAUUGGCUAGUUUCUCGAUCAUAAUUGAUCGAUUCGACAAACUAUAGGGAUGCUCAAUGAAUGCCCAGUUUUAAGUUUUUUAAUGUUAUACAUUUACAAACUAAUUUUUGGUGGUAAUCUAUCCUCAAUCAUUAUCCUCAAAAAAGGUUUUUUCAUCAUUGCAGUGAGUUUCCUCUGUCAAUUAUCUUAGUUGGCGUUGGAGAUGGCCCCUGGGACAUGAUGAAGGAGUUCGAUGAUAAUAUCCCAGCUAGAACCUUUGACAAUUUUCAGGUAACAUAUGGAAUAUAAUUCUGAGCAUUUAUUUCAAGCCUUAGCAUGCCAUUUUGUGCUCCUUCUCCUUAUAAGGUGACUAAACAGAUGAUUUCCCCGUUCAGUUUGUGAACUUCACAGAGAUCAUGUCAAAGAGAGUGUCCCAGUCCAGAAAGGAGACAGAGUUUGCUCUUUCAGCGCUAAUGGAGAUCCCUUCACAGUACAAAGCCACGUUGGAACUUGGAAUCUUGGGGUAAAAUCAUUUUUUUUUUUUCUAUAUUUUUUCGUUGAUUAUAUCUCGGGUUUUCUCAUGAGCACUGCUUGUAUCUUUCUGCCUCAGACAUCCAACUGGGAAAUCUCCAGCUAGGGUUUCGCUCCCCCCACCCACUGGAGGCUAUGGUGUGACCUCCGACCGCGCAAAACCUUCUCAGUCAACCAGUGUCAAACAGAGUGCACCGUUAUAUCCCGCAUUUGAUGCUCCUGCGCCAAGCUCUGCUCCUCCUUUAAGUGCUUCAUGGGACAAUCAUGUAAAGAUCCAAUCUUAAUUAUGGCUUAUCAUUCGUCAUUCAUGCAUGGAUAGGUUUAUAAAAUUCUUAUUUCUUGCGAUAAUCAUGAGAAAAAUGCAAUGAUUUUAGAUGGGAUUAUAAAAUUAUUAUCUCUUGUCAUAAUCAUGUGAAAAUUAUUAAUUCAUCAUCCAUGCAUGGGUAGGUUUAUAAAAUUCUUAUUUCUUGCAAUAACCACAAAAACUCCCGUUUUAUGGGAAGAAAAUCACGUGAAGGUGUGCAACGUUUAAGAUGCUUGAUCAUUCAUCCCUCGUUCUUUGAUGGGUUAUUCAAAAAUCCCACUUUUGUGGCCUAUAUAUACAUUCGUACCUUCAUGAUUUGUCUGUUCUUGUGGGACGCACAGGUCUGCCCCAUUUGUCUGACGAACCCAAAGGAUAUGGCAUUCGGCUGCGGUCACCAGGUAACGUCCGAGAGGAGCCUCCCCCCCCCCUCUCUUCCUCUUUGCCUUUCCUUGCCCUAGCGAGUCCCCUGCUGAUGGAUCCGUCAUCGUCUACCUGCAGACGUGCUGUGAGUGCGGGAAGAGUCUUCAGACAUGUCCCAUCUGCCGCAGCGAGAUCGCAACGAGGAUAAAGCUCUACUGA
Messenger RNA from Spirodela intermedia, 5104 nucleotides. NCBI's taxonomy places the organism in Eukaryota, Viridiplantae, Streptophyta, Magnoliopsida, Alismatales, Araceae. The record is from the annotation of a GenBank genome assembly.